UGGCAGAACGUAAACAAGAGCUCGCAUGUGAUCAUAAACAAAUUCAGCCAACAUGGCAGCGCCUGCAGACGCUCGUGCCCCGUUUGCUGCCGCGGAAAAACAGGAAUCCACGGUUCUUGACUUCACUGACGUUGCUUCCUCAGGAGUCCACGAUGAGAAGUUCUAUUCUGCGGAUAAACCUGCUCCCAUCCCGCAUAACCAAGACGUAUUUUCGGCUGUGCCCUCCAUGCUCCUGUGGCAAGCAGGAAAGCAGCAAGCGAAAAACGCAUUCAGUAUAUAUGGCAACAUAGAUCUGCUGAGGCCGUACUUCCACGUUGAACCACAAGAAGUCCGGGCCAGAAUUAUGGAGUCUUUCCUUCCUCGUUGGCCAUCACAUUAUGCACCACUGUUAAUUCCAGCUGAGCUUUAUGGGCCUCUGAUGCUAGUUUUGACAUUGAUAACAUUGCUACUUUUUGGAAUGAAGACAUCUGGCCAUACUGUGAAAGAAGGCACGCUCAUGGGCACGGCAUUUGGUGUCAGCUUCGGCUAUUGGCUCGGAGGCUCAGCCUUGGUUCGUGCUGCCGGUUACAUCAGCAGCACACAAUUGUCAUUCUUCCAGGUUCUCUCACUGAUGGGCUACGGACUGUCCGGUCACUGUUUGGCUCUGCUGCUGGGAAAUACGUUCCACCCUGUGCACUCCCACCUUUUCUUCUACAUUGUGUGGUUGCUGCUUGGUGGUUCUACAGCGGCCAGGCUGAUGUCAGUCUUUUCGGCCAAGACAGCAAGUGCAUCACACAAAGCUGUAGCAGCUGGUGCUGCAGGCGCACUCCAUUUGCUUGCUUUACUCUACUUUCAUUUUGCAUACCACAGGACUGUUGAAGUGCUCGAGAGUAUCUGAAAAAGCCAGUAUGGGAGGACACAUCAAGAGAUUUUUCUGCGUGCUUGUUUGAGAUACAGACUUUUGAUUCCAUUAA
This is a messenger RNA of Dermacentor silvarum, 953 nucleotides long. RefSeq names its product protein YIPF3-like. NCBI's taxonomy places the organism in Eukaryota, Metazoa, Arthropoda, Arachnida, Ixodida, Ixodidae. The transcript has 10 exons. Gene Ontology annotation, cellular component: Golgi apparatus. The record is from RefSeq and is a predicted model, not a curated record. Bases 53 to 877 code for a protein of 274 amino acids.